Molecule: messenger RNA, 1678 nt
Organism: Drosophila innubila
Lineage: Eukaryota; Metazoa; Arthropoda; Insecta; Diptera; Drosophilidae
Gene: Rep
Product: rab proteins geranylgeranyltransferase component A
Exons: 3
Coding region: 110-1621 (503 amino acids)
Biological process (GO): intracellular protein transport; vesicle-mediated transport; small GTPase-mediated signal transduction
Cellular component (GO): cytoplasm; Rab-protein geranylgeranyltransferase complex; cytosol
Molecular function (GO): GDP-dissociation inhibitor activity
Source: RefSeq, a predicted model, not a curated record
CACAACCAAAUAACAGCUGUAAUUGUAGUAAACACAGUUUAAUUAAAGCUUAAAAAUAUUUGCACUUAAUUUAAUUAUAAAGCAUACAAGGUUAAUUAAAGCUUAUACCAUGUCGGAUGAUCUACCGGAGGAAUUCGAUUUGGUUGUGAUAGGCACAGGCUUCGCUGAAUCGUGCAUUGCAGCUGGCGCCAGUCGCAUUGGGAAAACGGUGCUGCACAUUGACACAAAUGAAUACUAUGGCGAUGUUUGGAGUUCAUUCAGUCUGGAUGCAUUUAACAAUCUGUUGGAUCAGUCCAAUUCGACACUACGCAAUGGAAGCUACACUUGGCAUGAGCCCGCAGAGGAAUCUCCUAGUUGGACACGUGAAAAGCUGUUGGAAAAGUCACGCCGAUUCAGCUUGGACUUGAGUCCGCGUGUUGCAUACUCUGCUGGCGAGCUGGUGAACUUGUUGAUCAAAUCAAAUAUCUGCCGCUAUGCGGAAUUCCGUGCCUUGGAUCAUGUGUGUAUGCUGUACAACAAUGAACUUGUCUCUGUGCCUUGCUCCCGCAGCGAUGUUUUUAAUACGAAAACACUGACAAUUGUGGAGAAGCGUCUGCUGAUGAAGUUCCUGACUGCGUGCAACGACUAUGGCGAGGAUAAGUGCAAUGAGGAUUCGCUUGCCUUUCGCGGACGCACAUUUUACGAAUAUCUGCAGGCGCAGCGCGUCACAGAUAAGAUUGCCACCUGCGUAAUGCAAGCGAUAGCCAUGUGCACGCCCAGCAGCAGCUUUGAGGAGGGCAUGCAGCGCACUCAACGAUUUCUGGGCAGCUUGGGCCGUUAUGGCAAUACCCCCUUUCUGUUUCCCAUGUACGGAUGUGGUGAAUUGCCGCAAUGCUUUUGUCGUCUCUGCGCCGUCUAUGGCGGAAUUUAUUGUUUAAAGCGAAGCGUGGAUGACAUCACUGUGGCGCCAGAUUUAAAUGAACUGCUGCUGAGCAGCUCAGGCAAAACACUGCGCGCCAAACAUGUUGUCUGUGCUCCUGGUCAUGUGCGCGGCCACGGUGAGUUGCGUGCACACAUCUCACGGGGAUUGUUCAUUGCCUCCAGUCCACUGGGCAGUGAGGAACUGAACAAGGGCGGUGGUGGCGUCAACUUGCUGCGUCUGCUGGCAGACGAUGGUCAACGGGAGGCCUUCCUCUUGCAAUUGUCCCAUUUCUCAGGCACCUGCCCCGAAGGUCUAUACAUAUUCCAUUUGACCACAGCUGCCAAAAGCGAAGAUCCUGCUGCUGAUUUGGCCGCUUUUACGGAGCAACUCUUCCAAACGAAUGCGCCACAAAUCCUCUACAGCGCCUACUUUAGCAUUGCGACUCCCACGAACACAAAUGCGACCACUGCCAUGCCCAUUUACUGGACAGCACCGCCUGCCUAUGAAUUGGAUUAUGAAGCAGCCAUUGCCAAUGCACGUGAAAUCUUUGGCAAGUUGUAUGAAGAUGCCGAGUUUCUGCCACGCGCUCCAGAUCCCGAGGAGAUUGUCGUUGAUGGCGAAGACCCCAGUGCACUGAACGAGCACAGUCUGCCAGAGGAUUUGCGGGCACAGUUGCAUGAUCUGGAGCAGGCGGCACAGCAAAUGGAAAUUGCUGAAUAGAUGCUAAUUAAAUUAAUUCAACUUUAAUUAUCAUCACUUUAUUGUAAUCAAAACAGA